Molecule: messenger RNA, 440 nt
Organism: Sciurus carolinensis (gray squirrel)
Lineage: Eukaryota; Metazoa; Chordata; Mammalia; Rodentia; Sciuridae
Gene: Scgb1c1
Product: secretoglobin family 1C member 1
Exons: 3
Coding region: 18-305 (95 amino acids)
Source: RefSeq, a predicted model, not a curated record
UUCCAGAGACUGUCGCCAUGAAGGGGAGCAGCACCAUCCUGCUGGUGGUCCUCACCUUGUCCUUCAUCUGCGAGCUGACUACAGGGGAGGAUGACAGUGAGUUUUUCAUGGACUUCCUGCAAACACUGCUGGUGGGAACCCCAGAGGAACUCUACGAGGGGCCCCUGGGCAAGUACAACAUCAACGAGGAUGCCAAGGAAGCACUGGCAGAGCUCAAGUCCUGCAUCGACGGCCUGCAGCCCAUGCACAAGGCAGAAUUGGUCAAGCUGCUGGUGCAAGUGCUGGGCAGCCAGGAUGACGCCUAGGUGGACCUCAGACAGGGCUCCUGACAGCCACAGGACCAGCCACACAAGCAGUCACGAGCAUACUGCCUCAAUGCUGUUUUACUAAGAAUAAAUUUACCCUUGAACCACUAAAUCAAUAAAGCCUCCUGCAGCCCA